Molecule: messenger RNA, 1327 nt
Organism: Zonotrichia albicollis (white-throated sparrow)
Lineage: Eukaryota; Metazoa; Chordata; Aves; Passeriformes; Passerellidae
Source: RefSeq, a predicted model, not a curated record
UGUGUGGUGGGCGCGGGUGGCAGGGCCCCCGGUGUGCUCCAGCCGCGCGGUUCGAGGCUGGAGCAUCCUUACAUCUUUCCCCCCGCCCUCCUCAAAUUCCGGCUCCCUUCCCUCCCGCAGCACGUGGUGCUUUACCCACUGGUGUCCAAGAGCCUGCGGAACAUCGCAGCAGGGAAGGACCCGCUGGAGGGGCAGCGGCACUGCUGCAGCAUUGCCCAGAUGCACGAGCACUACUCCCUAGGGUACCCCGACCUCGAUGAGCUCCAGAAGAACCCCCAGCCCCUCAUCUUUGACAUCGAGGUGCUGAAGGUGGAGCCACCCGGCUCCUACCAGCAGGACCCAUGGGCCAUGACAGAUGAGGAGAAGCUCCAGGCUGUGCCCCAGAUCCACAAGGAAGGCAACGAGCUGUACCGUCAGGGCAAGGUGUCUGAGGCAGCUGCCAAAUACUACGAUGCCAUUGCCUGUCUCAAGAACCUGCAGAUGAAGGAGCAGCCAGGCUCUCCAGACUGGAUUGAGCUUGACCAGAAGAUCACACCCCUGCUCUUAAACUAUUGCCAGUGCAAGCUGCAGUGUGAGGAGUACUACGAGGUGCUGGACCACUGCUCCUCCAUCCUCAACAAGUACGAGGACAAUGUCAAGGCCUACUUCAAGCGGGGCAAGGCCCACGCAGCCGUGUGGAACGUGGCUGAGGCUCAGGCUGACUUCGCCAAAGUCCUGGCGCUCGACCCCUCGCUGCGCCCCGUGGUGUCCAAGGAGCUGCGCAGCCUGGAAGCGCGGCUGCGGGAGAAGGACGCCGAGGACAAGAUCCGCUUCAAGGGCAUCUUCUCCCAGUAGAGUCCGUGGCUGCAAGGGAGAGCCCAGUGCUCUCGGGACAGGUUCUUUAGAUAUUCCACAUGUGGAAUGGUCAUGGAUGUUUAUUAAUGUUUAAUACAGAUUUUACUUAUUUGAAGUCAGUGGAAAUGGCCCCGGAGCUCGCCACAGCCUGGGGACACAGCCAGGGCUUAUCGUCACGCCAGGGAUACGUGGGUGACAAGAGCCUGCUGCUUCCUGCCAACUUUUAUCACUUAUUGGAUGUUUUUAUACUUUAUGGUGGCCAUGGAAGGGCGGCACUGAGCCUCGGCCCCAGCUCCAACCCGUUCAUGCCUGUUCUCCGUGCCACGCCAUUGUCACUUAUCCAGGCUGCUGCUAUCAUCCCAACCCAGUGUCUCCUCUUGUCAUGUCAGUGUCGGGAAUAUUUUAUAUAGAGUAACAGCUUGUUCCUGCGAUCUCUAUAAAUCUGAUCAUGCUAUGCCAAGAUAAACUUAAGUAAAACCAGUCACACCCCCUG